ACACCACACUGUUUUGAGAAGAUUGAGGAAAAGAAAGACAAUCUCUCUCUCGGAAAAGAAAGAAUGAAGGGAAGCAUGUCGGUGUGGCAAGCAGCAUCCCUCUCCUGCGUCCUUGGAUGGAUCAUUGCUUCAUCGUUAUUGUCAUUCACGGUUAGGUUGAGAUCUCUUGUCCAGCCGUGGGUGACCCGCCAUGUCGUUGCAGAUACCCCUCUUAUCCUGAAAAUCCAGGCUUUUCAAUGUGCGUUUUUGGAUAAUUUCUUCUCUGUGCUUUCCUGUGCUGUUUCUGUUCCUUUCUAUACUGCCUUCCUUCCCCUCCUUUUUUGGAGCGGGCAUAGCAAAUUGGCGAGACAGAUGACUUUGUUGAUGGCAUUUUGUGAUUAUGUUGGGUGUUGUAUUAAGGAUAUGGUAUCAGCACCUAGACCGAGUUGCCCUCCAGUAAGGAGAGUGACAGCUACACAAGAUGAGGAGGAACAUGCCAUGGAAUACGGCUUGCCUUCUUCACAUGCUCUCAACACGGUUUGCCUGUCUGGAUAUUUGCUUUACUAUGUUCUGACCAGCGAAGCUGAGAUGAAUAUCACCAUGACUUUGUUUGGGUUGACAUUGGUUUGUCUUCUUGUGGCACUGACUGGAAUAGGAAGGAUAUACUUGGGCAUGCACAGCUUGAUAGAUGUUGUUACUGGAAUCAGCAUGGGUCUUAUUAUGCUUGCCUUUUGGCUUUUAGUCCAUGGAUACAUUGAUGACUUCAUUAUCUCUGGGCAAAACGUCACUUCCUUCUGGGCUUGCCUUUCUUGUCUAUUGUUUUUUGCCUAUCCUACUCCAGAGCUCCCAACCCCGAGCUUUGAAUAUCAUAGUGCCUUCACUGGUGUUGCAUUUGGAAUUGUCAGUGGAAUUCAGCAGACCUAUAAUUCUUUCCACUCUGAAGAAGUUCCUCACAUUUUUGGCCCUCAACUGCCCCUGAUGGUAUUCACCGGAAGGGUAAUUGUCGGGAUUCCAACAAUACUUGUCGUGAAGUUCUGCAGCAAGGCAUUGGCCAAAUGGUUGUUACCUGUGGUUUGCAACACUUUGGGAAUCCGAAUAAGGUCAUCGUGUUAUAUCCCAGCCCUAAAAGGGAAUGAAAAUGGCAUGAAGUCGGAGAACAAGCAACCGGGUUAUCUUCAGAAAAUGGUUUCCAUUUUUCCUCCCAAGACAUAUGAAGUGGACAAUGGAAUAAGAUUUGUUCAAUAUGCAGGACUUGCUUGGUCAGUUGUUGAUUUGGUUCCAUCUCUCUUUUCUCAUCUCAAUAUGUAGCAGUAAUAUAUACUAAAAAUUGAGAAUUCAUGUAAUGUUGUUCACAGCUUAUUUAUAUUGUUAGUCACUCAUUCUUCUGAAGGGAGGUUGUAAAUAGAAUUUUCAUUAAAAUUUUUUUUUAUUAUUUCAUAUAUGUAACUUUGCUUCUGUAAACUAGAGAUCUUUUAUACCCUGCUUUGACAGUUUACAUUGUCAAUGUUGUCAGGUGCCAUUAAAUAUAAAUAUAUUAGAUAUA
This is a messenger RNA of Dioscorea cayenensis subsp. rotundata (Guinea yam), 1522 nucleotides long. RefSeq names its product lipid phosphate phosphatase delta. Gene Ontology annotation, cellular component: endoplasmic reticulum membrane. Gene Ontology annotation, molecular function: sphingosine-1-phosphate phosphatase activity. The transcript is spliced from 8 exons. Lineage: Eukaryota; Viridiplantae; Streptophyta; Magnoliopsida; Dioscoreales; Dioscoreaceae. The record is from RefSeq and is a predicted model, not a curated record. The coding region runs from base 64 to 1287 and encodes 407 amino acids.